AUGGAUGAUCGUGCAACACAGGGCAAAUACAAGGCAUGUCAGACACGCGCUGUUGUAUGGACGAGUUUUCGUCCGAGUGCUCGCCUGUUCAAGGGUGUCAGCUACGCUGCUAUUGAAACCAUCCGGCGAAACACGUCUGCCCUGCAAGCGGUUGUUGACAAGACCAAUUCGUCCCACGCUGUAUUUGCCAACUACCUCAAAGACCACCCAGAAAAUCAGCCAACGUUCGACUCCAAUGGGCCUCUCGAGCUAGCCAACGCGCCAACUCACGUUAAUGAUGCGAGGCACGCCUUGGCCUCAGCAGCACGAGAUCUGCAACUGCUGGCGUUGUAUCCCACAGAAGGAGUCAAUUAUCUGGGCUUGGAAGGAACAGGAAAGCUAAGCUUACAAUUCAUCGGCCACUUCGGCGUCCCAGAUCAUGUCCCCCUCGAAGGCAUGAUCUCCUACGACGACCUAGCAAAGAAGAUCUCCAAAGUCCCACAACAACGCCUCACGCGCAUGAUCCACCACGCCAUGCAAAGCCACUUCUUCCAGGAACCGAAGCCAAGCUACGUCGCCCAUACAGCUCUGUCAGCAGGCCUCGUGAAGUCCAAGGCGAUGCGUUCCUGUCUCGAAUUCCUGAUGCAGACCUCGAUCCCCAUGAUGCCGACUAUCAUCCAAGCCACUGAGAAGUACGGACAAGAUGCGGAAAAGCCAGAGAAUGCGGCAAUGUCCAUUCAUCUGAAGGAUGGCGAUUCUUUUAGUGGGUUUAUGGAUUUUAUGAAGGCUUCGCUGGAGGGCACGACGAUUGAGCAGAUUGUCAAUGGAUAUGAUUGGAAAGGGCUCGGAGCGGGGACUGUCGUGGACGUCGGCGGCGCCCUAGGCCACCUCGGGAUCGCCAUCGCCGAAUCCUUCCCAGCCCUGCAAGUGAUAAUCCAAGACAUCCCCACCGCCAUCGCCCUUGGCCGCCAACAACUCCCCUCCCACCUCUACUCCCGCGUCAGCUUCAUGCCCCACGACUUCUACCUCGCCAACCCCGUCAAAUCCGCAAGCAUCUACUUCUUCUCCCGCGUCAUCCACGACUGGCCUGAUGAAAGUGCUACGAAAAUCUUGCGAGCUGUGGUGGAAAGUAUGGGCCCCGAGAGCAAGAUUGUGAUUGCGGAUAAAGUUAUGCCGGAGCAGCCGGUGGGGGGUUGGGAUGAGAGGAUGGUAAGGGAUUAUGAUCUUAUUAUGAUGGCGUUGAAUGGAAAGGAAAGGACUUCGGGGGAGUGGAGGGAGUUGGUUGAGAAGACGGAUGAGAGGUUGUGGAUUAGUAAUGUUGUCAGGCCGGAGGGCGCUUUGGGGAGCUUGAUUGAAGUCAGUUGGAGGAGGGAGAAUUCGCCGAUGUUGGAGAGGUGA
Fulvia fulva is the source of this 1377-nucleotide messenger RNA. Its product is annotated as Hps1-dma1 cluster O-methyltransferase. The record is from RefSeq and is a predicted model, not a curated record. NCBI's taxonomy places the organism in Eukaryota, Fungi, Ascomycota, Dothideomycetes, Mycosphaerellales, Mycosphaerellaceae. The coding region runs from base 1 to 1377 and encodes 458 amino acids. Gene Ontology annotation, molecular function: O-methyltransferase activity. The transcript is spliced from 6 exons.